Messenger RNA from Nerophis lumbriciformis (worm pipefish), 1560 nucleotides. Lineage: Eukaryota; Metazoa; Chordata; Actinopteri; Syngnathiformes; Syngnathidae. The record is from RefSeq and is a predicted model, not a curated record.
AUGUCUGCCGUGCUGUACGCGUCGUGCGGUGCGGAGGGUGCGCUGGCAGCUAAAGCUGCUAGCCUGGCUUUUGGCUUAGUGGUCAGCGUGCUCGCCUGCCGUGCUGGACGCGUCGUGCAGCACAGGAGCUCCGUAUAUUCCAGCUCUGCACAGUAUAUUACCUUUCUGUUUGACCCGCCGCUCCCCAACCACGCCCACAAAGGAAACAUGCGCGAGUGUAUCUCAGUGCACAUCGGUCAGGCCGGCGCUCAGAUUGGAAACUCCUGCUGGGAGCUUUACUGCCUGGAACACGGAAUCCAACCCGACGGCCAGAUGCCAAGCGAUAAGACGAUCGGCGGAGGGGACGACUCUUUCAAUACCUUUUUUAGCGAGACGGGCGCGGGAAAGCACGUGCCCAGAGCGGUUUUUGUUGAUUUGGAACCCACGGUUAUUGAUGAGGUGCGCACCGGGACCUACCGCCAGUUGUUCCACCCUGAACAGCUGAUCACCGGGAAGGAGGAUGCGGCCAACAACUACGCCCGUGGACACUACACCAUCGGCAAAGAGAUCAUUGACCUGGUGCUGGACAGGAUCCGCAAACUUGCAGAUCAGUGCACCGGCCUUCAGGGCUUCCUGGUGUUCCACAGCUUCGGCGGAGGCACGGGUUCAGGAUUCACCUCCCUCCUGAUGGAACGUCUUUCAGUGGACUACGGAAAGAAGUCCAAAUUGGAAUUUGCCGUCUACCCGUCACCCCAAGUCUCCACCGCUGUGGUGGAACCCUACAACUCCAUCCUGACCACCCACACCACCCUAGAACACUCGGACUGCGCCUUCAUGGUGGAUAACGAAGCCAUCUACGAUAUCUGCCGCAGGAACCUGGACAUCGAUUGCCCUACUUACACCAAUCUAAACCGACUCAUCGGUCAAAUGGUGUCCUCCAUCACCGCUUCCCUCCGUUUCGACGGCGCCCUCAACGUGGAUCUGUCGGAAUUCCAGACCAACUUAGUCCCGUAUCCUCGCAUCCACUUUCCCCUGGCCACCUACGCGCCGAUCAUCUCCGCGGAAAAAGCCUACCACGAGCAACUCACCGUGGCGGAAAUCACCAACGCCUGUUUCGAGCCGGCCAAUCAGAUGGUCAAAUGCGAUCCCCGUCACGGGAAGUACAUGGCGUGCUGUCUUCUGUACCGCGGCGACGUGGUACCCAAAGACGUGAACGCCGCUAUCGCCACUAUCAAAAACAAGCGCACCAUUCAGUUUGUGGACUGGUGCCCUACCGGUUUCAAGGUGGGCAUCAACUACCAACCUCCUACUGUCGUUCCGGGCGGAGACUUGGCGAAGGUCCAGAGAGCGGUGUGCAUGCUUAGCAACACCACCGCCGUCGCCGAGGCCUGGGCUCGCCUCGACCAUAAGUUCGACCUGAUGUACGCCAAGCGAGCUUUCGUUCACUGGUACGUGGGCGAAGGGAUGGAAGAAGGAGAGUUCUCCGAAGCCAGGGAAGACAUGGCGGCCCUGGAGAAAGAUUACGAGGAGGUCGGCGCCGAUUCCAUUGACGACCAGGGAGAAGAGGGAGAGGAAUACUAA